This is a messenger RNA of Triplophysa rosa, 4432 nucleotides long. It is a transcript of the gene nfatc1, whose product is annotated as nuclear factor of activated T cells 1. Gene Ontology annotation, cellular component: transcription regulator complex. Gene Ontology annotation, molecular function: RNA polymerase II cis-regulatory region sequence-specific DNA binding; transcription factor binding; DNA-binding transcription factor activity, RNA polymerase II-specific. The record is from RefSeq and is a predicted model, not a curated record. The coding region runs from base 307 to 2913 and encodes 868 amino acids. The transcript is spliced from 10 exons. NCBI's taxonomy places the organism in Eukaryota, Metazoa, Chordata, Actinopteri, Cypriniformes, Nemacheilidae. Gene Ontology annotation, biological process: cytokine production; regulation of transcription by RNA polymerase II; calcineurin-NFAT signaling cascade.
CCCCUGGAAACUAACAUGCAAAUCCAGAAUAAAAAUACUACGAGUUAGAGAAAUUGUAUUAAUAUAUGAAUAAUCUUCCUUUUUGCGUUGUUAUUGCAUGCGCCUUACGAGUUACCCUUUGAAACCAUUCGCGAUUUUAAAUUAUCUGUGCAGUGUCUGGAAUACACAUUUGUUGCGGUUGAAGUAAACACAUUUCUAUCAAAGUCGACAUUAUAUUGGGAACUAAAACGCUAUUCGGGACACAGUCGUGCGUUUAGAGAAAGUGCGUUGAACUUGGUGGCAGAGUUCACCCGACACUCCGACAGCAUGAAGUCCGCAGAUGAAGAUGCGUACAGUUACGGCCAAAACACCAGCAUCUCCCUGUCUCAGAGCAACCCGUGCCCACCCUCCCAGUACCACAAUCUCCAAAGCAGCUCUUCCAUGUCAAUAUCCAUCAGUCAGCCAUCGUCUUUUCCUCCCCAUGACGACAUGAGCACAGUGGGCUACUUCCAAACAUCUGGGCCUCGGUCUAACGGAGCACCUACGCUGGAGAGUCCUCGCAUUGAGAUCACAGCCUAUGGGCAGUUCCCAGAGGACGAAGUGGAGGAGAACAGCAUCCCUGUUGCCAAGCGAGUCAAUUCCAUUGUGACAUUAACAUUGCCCUGCAUCGAUGGUUAUCGUGACCCCAGUUGCCUCAGCCCGGCGAGCAGCGUGUCCUCCCGUAGCUGCCACUCGGACGCAUCAUCGUACGAGUCAGGCUUCUCAUACAACUACGACAACUCGCCGCAAAACUCCCCCUGGCAGAGUCCCUGCGUCUCCCCUAAAGGUUCGUUGCAGUCUUGCACCCUAAGUGCUUCUCCAAGACAUUCUCCGUCUGGUUCUCCCCGCACCAGUAUCACUGACGAUAGUUGGAUGGGCCCUCGAGGAUCGCGACCAAAUUCCCCUUGUGGUGGUAAAAGGAAGUACAGCUUUAACGGCGGUCAGUCGCACAAGUACCAUCCAUACUCACCAAACCAAUCACCGGGGCUGUCGCCUCAAACUUCUCCCCGUCUUAGCGUGACAGAGGACACCUGGCUGCCCAACACCAAUCAAUACACCAACUCCGCCAUCGUGGCUGCCAUUAACGCCCUCACCACCGAUGGAUUAGCAGAACUUGGGGAAGGGAUCCCUUUGAAGGCCCGGAAGACCAGUCUGGAGCACAACGCCUCAAUGAACCUGAAAGUGGAACCAGGUGGAGAGGAGACCGGAUCUCUGGAGCUUUGCCAGGACGAAUUCUCCUCAGCCCGUCUGCCCUUCAAAAAAGAAACGUAUUGUAGUGGCUUCUUGGACGUUCCCCAACACCCAUAUUGGUCCAAGCCAAAGCCUUACAUGAGUCCAUCUUUGCCUGCUCUCGACUGGCAGUUGCCUUCUAGUUCAGGACCCUACAGUCUACAGAUUGAAGUUCAACCCAAAUCUCAUCAUCGUGCUCACUAUGAGACUGAGGGCAGCAGAGGCGCUGUGAAAGCACUAGCAGGGGGACAUCCAGUGGUCCAGCUUCACGGCUACAUGGAGAGUGAGCCUUUGACCCUGCAGCUGUUUAUCGGGACGGCAGAUGACCGUCUUCUGCGGCCUCACGCCUUCUACCAGGUUCACAGAAUAACCGGAAAGACCGUGUCCACCCCGAGCCACGAGGUCAUGCAGUCCAACACCAAAGUCCUGGAGAUUCCUCUGCUGCCCGAGAGCAACAUGAGGGCCAUAAUCGACUGCGCUGGAAUUCUCAAGCUGCGAAACUCAGACAUCGAACUCCGGAAGGGAGAGACGGACAUCGGACGGAAGAACACGCGUGUGAGGAUGGUUUACCGUGUUCAUAUCAACCAACCCAACGGCAGGACUGUGUCCUUACAGGUGGCAUCCAACCCCAUCGAGUGCUCCCAGCGCUCGGCACAGGAGCUGCCCCUCGUGGAUAAACAGAGCAUGGAAAGCUGUGGUGCCUCUGGAGGGGAACAGAUCCUUCUCAGCGGACACAACUUCCAGCCCGACUCCAAGGUGGUGUUUGUGGAGAGAGCACAAGAUGGCCAUCACAUAUGGGAAAUGGAAGCCAAAGUGAACAGAGAGUCCUCCAAAUCUGUGUCUUUGCUUGUGGAAAUUCCACCGUACCGCAACCAAAGAAUAUCCAGCCCGGUUCAAGUGAAUUUCUACGUGUGCAACGGCAAACGAAAGAGGAGCCAGUACCAGCGCUUCACAUACCUGCCUGCAAACGUUCCAACCAUAAAAACAGAGCCGCACGACGACUACGACCUCCCCCAGGUAUGUACGCCGCUGCAUCCCGCCGGGUUGGCUUUGCAUCCAAAGCCCUACUACAGCACUCCAUCGUUGACCCCCAUGAUGCCCUCAGAACUGCGGCCCUGCGUCACAAGCGCAUUCGGAAGCAGCCCUCAAAGACUGGCGGCAAAACCCACCUCCCUCUCCUGUUCGUCCUCCCCAAGCACCAGCCCCAAACUACAGGAUCUCUCUCCACCUCACCUUUCCACUAAGUGCCUACCUGCAGGAUCCAACCUAGGGCCUCAGUCUCCGACAAUCCCACACGUAUCCGCCAUUCAGCCAACUCCCAGACACUACCCACAGCUUGACCUUUACCCCACGGGAAGCGCCGCGUCCUCUCCGGGGUCCAAUCCUUCCACCCCGAACUCAGCUCCAGAUCUCCCCUUCACUCCUAACCACAGUUUGACCCAAUCACAAGCCACAAGCGAUGCCUCAGCGCUAGCGGCUCUGAUAACCAAAGGACCGGUGAGGGGUGGAUCGUCCCCCCUCCUGCAGGAAGAUGGAGAAACCCCCACCAUGCUGGCUGUCAGCAUCAAGCAGGAACCGCAGGAACUGGAUCAGAUGUACCUCGACGAUGUUAAUGAAAUCAUCAGGAACGAUCUCUCCAGCAUCUCCGUGCACAGCCAUGCGUAGCAGCAAUCACAGACUCCUACAUACUGAAGGACAUCUUACAGAAGAUCACCAAGGCCUGACUUUAAAAACCAUCAAUUCACGAACAAACCUUUUGUUCUCAGAGAUUCACUUAAUGUGUGGCCAUCAGAACUGGCUAAACUCAACUUGUUCUAUUUCCACGGGGGACUUAAAGCACAGAAAAGUGCACUUCGCUCCAAAACGUAUCAGCGCAUCCUGCCAAGACAGAGUGUCUGCUCUCAUGGACCAAAUCCUUUCCCUUUUUUCUCCUAUAUACUCUCUUGUACUCGUGUAGCUUUUUAAAUUAUUACCGUAAGUGCAGUUUGACCGCCUUCUCUGUCAUGUAUAUUUCUGAAAAGAAGAUUUGCGUCCAUUCAAGACAAACUUGAGUACGGCCACAAAUCAGUAACUUUGCAGGCCAAAACCAGACAUGCAGUUGACACGUGCACGGUUCUAAAUUAUAACCUAAGCCUUUUUGUUUGGAUGUGUGUGUGUGUGUUUGUGAAUGCAGGUGCGCGCUCUCUUUUGUUUAUAUGUUUUUUUUUAUAUUUCAUCAUUCAAUGGCACAAUUAAUUGUGGUUAAAUGAAGUAUCUGUUCCUCGUGAAGAAGAAACUAUUGACGACGGAUUGCCUUUGUGGGGAAAUUUGUAAAAAUAUCUUUUUGUAAGCCCGAGAGGCCUUAUUGACUUGCCUUAACCUUAUGCCAGAUUGUAGUUUUGUUCUUGAUUCGACAGCAGAUGUCUGUGUCCACUCAUGUCUGAAAAGCCAUUCCAAUGUUUAUAGCUUUUUACUAUCAGGUAUGAUUACACGUUAACUGGAAUUUGUAUGAAUAGAAUAGACUAGAAUAGAAAUUAUUUAUUUGGAGUGAGCUGGAAUUCAUCAAACGCAAGCCAUAAGGGACGUAUAGCAAAUCUAUUCCCUCAUCUGUCACAUUUCAGUGGUAGUUACCCGAGAAGGACUGGGCUGGCAUUGUCAACCAUUCAAUAUUAUUCUAGCAAGACAAGAUUUUUUUCAGAUUAGGCUCCGCUCUGUUGAACUGCCUUUGAACAGCUAAAUAUACAUUUCACUAUAACUGCCUCUUUGACCUGAUGGUUUACUGCACUGUGCCUUAAAGUGUUUUAUUAAGCAGGAAUACUUUUGUAUGUAUUUUUUGUCCUCUCUAAUUAUAAAUGUAAUGCAUGUUUCUCAGCAUAUAAUGAGAUUUCCUAUACAUUGUAUCCUUCGUCUGUAGAGCGUUAGGCAAUAUAUGCACUUUAAUUUGUAUUUUUCUUUAAUGGGAUCUCGAAAAUACCACAUUGUUUUCUUUUGUUGCCGUUGAUGUUGUUGUUGCUUUUUGACAAUCAGACCUAAUUUACAAAGGGGAUAUAUUCUUCCAAAGGGUAUCGACAAUCAAAUUGAUGAUAGCUUUUCUUUCACAUAUAUGUAUUCGAUUUACCAAUGCUAGUCACAUUUUUACGGAGCAUUAUCAUUUCAGUACCAAAUAUGCAAAAUAAAAUCAUGCUUUGUUGGCUCUUUUAGAGGU